Messenger RNA from Trypanosoma grayi, 933 nucleotides. RefSeq lists its product as hypothetical. Bases 1 to 933 code for a protein of 310 amino acids. The record is from RefSeq and is a predicted model, not a curated record. The transcript has a single exon. Gene Ontology annotation, biological process: peptidyl-lysine monomethylation. Gene Ontology annotation, molecular function: protein binding; protein-lysine N-methyltransferase activity. Lineage: Eukaryota; Euglenozoa; Kinetoplastea; Trypanosomatida; Trypanosomatidae.
AUGCCGGUGUUUGAGAACCGGCACCUGCUCCGUGUCCUGCAGCCCCCACAGCAGCAGGCGCAGCACUUCGUGGAGUACUGCCGUGCACAUCAGGUGCUCACGCGAGGCCUCUGCCGCAUCGGCGCAACGAGACGCGGGGGCAUGCGGGGACUCAUCGCCAACAAGGACAUCAAGAAGGAUGAGAAUGUUGUGAUGCUUCCACCGCGUGCCUGCCUGCACCCUGGAACGGCGCUAAAAGAGAAGCGUUUCUUUUCCCUAUUCCCGGAGCAGGAGAGAGAAACGUAUUUUCUGAAGCAGUCGUUUAUUGAGAAUAGCCGUGUUGCUGAUCGCUCCAUAAUUCGGCACAAUCAGUUCCUCCUCGCGUGCUACAUGUCCUAUCUCAUCCUCCGAAACGACACGAAUGAGGGUGGACAGGCACUCAGGUAUGUGAACUUUAUGCCCCGCAGUGAGGGCGACUUUGAGCAGCUUACCAGCAACAUGAGCGGUGCGCUCGACAGCGCGGCGGUGUGCCGAGUAGGUCAAUCCGUCCUCGCCUCACACUUUGGGGUGACGCAGGCAGAAAUCAGGCCGCUGCUGCAGUGGUCGCUGGCGAUGAUAUUCAGUCGCAUGGUCCCGGUUGAUCAUCGCUGGACACUGAAGCACUCAUUCAGCGAUACGCCGUUCGAGAAUGCCUUUGAAAUGCGCGGGCCAAAUGAUGAUAAAAGUCUUGUGAAGGAGCCCAUCGCAUUUUUGUGCCCAGUGAUCGACAUGUGCAACCACAGUGAGCAUGAAAAUGUUGCCGUGAUGGUGCCGGAGCAAACUCCAACGGCGCAUGAGCCUGUCAUUUGUUUACGUUCGUUGAGGGACAUUGAGAAGGGUGAGGAGCUCACCAUGACGUACGGGGGGUCUCCCACAGAGCUGCGGGUUAUUUGGGGAAUGCAGCGCGUGCUGUGA